This is a messenger RNA of Rhopalosiphum padi (bird cherry-oat aphid), 1008 nucleotides long. It is a transcript of the gene ND-24, whose product is annotated as probable NADH dehydrogenase [ubiquinone] flavoprotein 2, mitochondrial. NCBI's taxonomy places the organism in Eukaryota, Metazoa, Arthropoda, Insecta, Hemiptera, Aphididae. Bases 107 to 829 code for a protein of 240 amino acids. The transcript has 6 exons. The record is from RefSeq and is a predicted model, not a curated record. Gene Ontology annotation, biological process: mitochondrial electron transport, NADH to ubiquinone. Gene Ontology annotation, molecular function: NADH dehydrogenase activity.
GCGCUCAGUCGUUCAAUGAUAUUAGUCCUUUACCUGAUUACUUUUACCAUUCAGAAAAACAUUUUCCGGUCAUUAAAAAACCGAUUUAUUUGUUAAUUCACCAAAAAUGUUAUCCUUGAACAGGAUUGUAAAAUGUAUCUUGUCAAAUUCAAGAACAUUCCAGACGUCUGCGGUCGUCAAACAUGACACUAUGUUUAAUCAUAGAGAUACAAAGGAGGAUAAUCUGGAUAUCAAAUUUGAGUUUAGCGAUGAAAACAAAAAGAGAAUUGAAGCCAUAUUAGCUAUUUAUCCAGAAGGUCAUAAGAGAGCAGCCAUGAUACCACUGUUGGAUUUAGCUCAAAGACAGCAUGGUUGGUUACCUAUUUCAGCUAUGCACAAGGUGGCUGAUGUAUUAGACUUACCUAAAAUGAGGGUUUAUGAAGUCGCUACAUUUUACACAAUGUUUAUGCGAAAGCCAACUGGCAAGUAUCACUUGCAGGUAUGCACAACAACUCCUUGCUGGUUGCGGGGCUCAGAUGACGUUAUGUCAUGUUUAAAGAAAAAAUUAAAUAUUGGUGUUGGAGAAACCAGCAAAGAUGGCCAAUGGACUUUGUCUGAAGUAGAAUGUUUGGGUGCAUGCGUUAAUGCUCCAAUGAUGCAAGUCAAUGAUGAUUAUUAUGAAGAUUUGACUACAAAAGAUGUGGAAUCUAUAAUUGACGACCUAAAGAAUGGAAAAAUUCCUACUCCGGGACCCAGAUCUAGUCGUUAUGCAUCAGAGCCAAUGGAUGGAUUAACAUCAUUGAAAGAAGAACCCUAUGGCCCUGGAUUUAAAGUACGAUCAGAUUUAUAAGUUACAACAUUCUAGUAGGAUCACAAUUUGUUUUGAAACUUAUCGCAAAACAUGAUUAUAUAACAUUAGUAUUUUUUUUUUUUUUUUGCUUUACAUGUUAAACAAUUUGAAAAAAGAAGAUAUUAUUAUGUCUGUAAAAAAAAUUAUAUGAUUAUUUAAUAUACAACUGUAAAAUUAAA